AUGGCUCAGUAUAUUGGAAAGACUAUUUCUUUGAUCUCCGUAACGGACAAUCGAUAUGUGGGUCUUUUGGAAGGUAUCGACUCCGAGCGAGGAGUGGUGACCCUUAACAAAGUACGUUGUUUUGGAACAGAAGGCCGGAAGCAUUGGGGCCCACAGGAGAUAUACCCGAAUCCAACGGUGUACGAUACCGUUACCUUCAAUGGUAAUGAUGUGAAGGAUCUCAGCAUCCUGGAUGUAGCGCUAGAGGAGGUUCAGCCGGUGCUUCCCCCACAAAGUGUAGCCACGCAACAACAACGACAGCCACGCUCAAACAGCGCUUCUGAGGCCCCUCCAUCAGCACAGGCUCCACAGACCGUAGCCACUCAAGAAGUACAAGAUCCCCCACAGACUUCUCAACAGUUGCCGGCUGCGGCAGUUCCAGCAGCUAUGGCUGGAUAUGGAGUUUACGCUCCAUCGGCUUCUGCACCUGAAACACAAGAACAGGCCACUAAGGUGCUUCCUUCACCACCACUGCAGCAACAGCGCAACCAGAGAGAUGGCAACAGACAACCAAAGCCAUCUGGUAAGUCCCAGCAAGGUAGACAGGAAACACCGCAGAGGGUUGAAAUUCCAACUGAAGAUUUCGAUUUUCUAUCAAACAAUUCCAAGCUCGAAAGGGACCACACCACCUCUCGCCCUCAACCAACUGUUCAAGGUGAGGCAGCGGAUACAGAGGGAAAUUUCUAUAACCGCAAAUCUUCGUUUUUUGAUACUAUCUCGACAUCCACUGAGACAAACACCAACAUGAGAUGGCAAGAAGAACGCCAACUUAAUAUGGAUACGUUCGGACAAGCCAGCGCUGGGAACAGACGCGGGCGUGGCGGUGCUCGCGGGGGACGCGGGUCCUACCGCGGUCGCGGUGGUCAAAGGGGAGGGAACCGUGGUGGGUUCAGAAAGAACACAAAUCAAUACGGUGGCGACUCUGCCACAGAAAAAAUUGAGUUCUAA
Molecule: messenger RNA, 987 nt
Organism: Lachancea dasiensis
Lineage: Eukaryota; Fungi; Ascomycota; Saccharomycetes; Saccharomycetales; Saccharomycetaceae
Source: the annotation of a GenBank genome assembly